Molecule: messenger RNA, 1023 nt
Organism: Australozyma saopauloensis
Lineage: Eukaryota; Fungi; Ascomycota; Pichiomycetes; Serinales; Metschnikowiaceae
Gene: RIB1
Product: GTP cyclohydrolase II
Exons: 1
Coding region: 1-1023 (340 amino acids)
Biological process (GO): riboflavin biosynthetic process
Molecular function (GO): GTP cyclohydrolase II activity
Source: RefSeq, a predicted model, not a curated record
AUGUCAAACCCCAUCGAUAUCAAGAAGGAGGUGGCGUCGCCCAAAAGACCCACGUUGAUGGCGUCGCCGGUGGCCUCGCGCGCGGCCAUGUUCGAGUCGAUCCCGCUCGUGUCGCCCAUGGCCACUCCGUCCGUGCUCCAGAACCCAAAAACGCCGCCCGUGGUGUCGCAGGAGGAGAGAAACAACCUCCCGAUCCAUGGCGAGCUUCCCCACGUGCGCUGCAUUGCUCGCGCGCGCAUCCCGACGGUCCAGGGGCCCGAGAUCUUCCUACAUUUGUACGAGAACAACUUGGACAAGAAGGAGCACUUGGCGAUCGUCUUCGGCGAGGAUAUCCGCUCGCAGUCGUUGUUCAAACGCCGCGACGGCGACACGCAGCAGGACCGCAUGACCCGUGGCGCCUACGUCGGCAAGCUCUUCCCUGGCCGUGUGUGCGCCGAUAAGGAUGACCAGCUGGGGUUGGAGCUCCAUUUCGAUGCCAACGGCGACCUCAUCCGCAAGCCGGAGACCACUUUUGCGGGCGAUGUGCUCACGCGUAUCCAUUCGGAGUGCUACACCGGCGAAACGGCGUGGUCGGCCCGCUGUGACUGCGGUGAACAGUUCAACGAGGCUGGCCGUCUCAUGGGCGACAGUGGCCAUGGAUGCAUUGUGUAUUUGCGCCAGGAGGGCCGUGGGAUUGGUCUUGGCGAGAAACUCAAGGCCUACAACUUGCAAGACUUGGGUGCAGACACUGUCCAGGCAAACUUGAUGUUGCGCCAUCCGGCCGACGGCCGCUCGUUUUCCUUGGCCACCGCCAUUCUCGUGGACUUGGGCCUCCUUUCGAUCAAACUUUUGACUAACAACCCCGAUAAGAUCCUUGCCGUGGAGGGCAAGAACCGUGACGUCAAGGUCGUGGAGCGUAUCCCCAUGGUACCUUUGGCAUGGCUGUCCACCGAAGAAGGCAUUAAGUCCAAGGAAAUCGAGGGCUAUUUGAGCACGAAAAUCGAGCGCAUGGGCCACUUGUUGGAGAAACCCCUUAAAAUAUAG